Messenger RNA from Suillus plorans, 5793 nucleotides. RefSeq lists its product as uncharacterized. The record is from RefSeq and is a predicted model, not a curated record. Bases 1 to 5793 code for a protein of 1930 amino acids. Gene Ontology annotation, molecular function: protein binding. The transcript is spliced from 8 exons. NCBI's taxonomy places the organism in Eukaryota, Fungi, Basidiomycota, Agaricomycetes, Boletales, Suillaceae.
AUGUCAAAUAUCUCACAAAUUCAGCCUACAGUCCCUCCUCCCGUUCAAACAGCAUCGUCUGAACCGGGGGAGAAGGAUGCCGACUUUCUUGUUCUUCGACAACUGAAUAAGCGCGCUCGUGUUCGCCUUUCCCAAGAAUCCAUAAACCUUUCGCCCAUCCCAGGCAGGGCCUCCUUAUUCGCGGUCGCAAACUCUCGAGGAUGGUUUGCAGCAGUGGGCCGAGAUUCCAAUUCUGGGACAAUUCUUGUGCUGUCGCCCCUCAGCGAUCUUCGCUCCGCAUUCGCUACCGCCAACGAUGCGGAUGACCGACCAUAUCAACCUCAAAGGAAGGUUUCCCUGGGUGCUGCCACUCCAAAUAUUGUUGUAUUUUCAUUCAAUGACUCCAGACUCGUCGUUGGGUUUGCUGAGGGGUCGAUCAUGGUUUACGCCGCAGAACACCUAUUCUCCCCUGGAGACAGUCCCAUCAAUCCCAUUUACUCACUUCCUGCUGUGCCUUCAGCUUUCGUUGUUUCGAUAUCUCCGAAUACGGGAGAUCUUCCGGAACUUGUAGCUAUCUUACGGGACUCCCAAAGUGGCUCAAACGCAUUAGCAGUGGAGCUUCUCGACGUCCAAAAGCUAACAUCUGUGGGAGGUUGGGUAGCAGGGAGUUUACCAAAUACCAUUCCCGCGUCAAUAUCCUGGUCUCCCAAGGGCAAGCAGCUUGCGCUGGGUAUGAGAAGCGGUUCCAUCGUCACAUAUGCACCUACUUCUACCUCCACCCCAAAGUCCAGCAUUCCAAGCCCACCCUCAGCAUCUAAUGCCUGCGUCAUAUCAUCGACUUGGCUAUCUGCUUCGUCUUUCCAUGCGAUCUACGCCCAGCUGCCUCUUAACCCAGAAGUCGAACAAACUCACUUCCACGUCUCCCUUGAUGGCAAAACUAAUUCUGCACAAGACUUGAAAUUCUCCUCUCCGUAUUACCCUUCGCCCGGGCUGCGGCCACCUGGUGCAUUUAUCGUGUGUUUGCGGGGGUGGGAUCCCGCAAAGAUAUUGUUAUUUAUGGGAGACAGUACUUCAUCUGACAUUGGGGUGGUCGGAUGUGUAGAAGAGAAUUGGUCGAAUUUGUCGCUUGAGGAAACGUCGACGCCGAGCCUCCCGUUGGACAGGGACAUGAACGACACCGUCCUCGUUGGCCUAGAACUUGAUCUAACUAGCACUGAGCCGUUCCACCAUACGAGUGCGUCCGGGGAAGGUGUUCAGUUGCCACCUUCACCUAUCAUGUAUGCAUACGCAUCAGAUGGGACAUUAGCAGGUUGGCAUAUCCUCAACAUCAAGGGAACACCUUACCCGGGCAUGGUAACCCAGUCCUCGGGAACGAUGAUGGAGAACGCUCAGACACUGUCAGCUGUGCCCACCGCGAUAAUGCGGGAGCCGUCCAAUGACAUGCAUGCGUCUCCUAUUGAACCCACUUCAUCCUCUGCCAGUGCAUCAACUUUCGCCCAGACAGCCCCUGAUUUUGGCCAGUCGUCUGCGUUCGGGAAACAGCCUUCAUUUGGACAAUCAUCGUUUAGUCAGCAACUGGGAUCUCCAUUUAGCCAGACACCAACAAUGAAUGCUUUCGGCCAGCAAAGUACAUCUGCGUUCGGACAGCCGUCACCAACUUCAGCAUUUGCUCAACCCUCUUUUGGUCAGUCAUCAUUUGGCCAGUCAUCAUUCGGACAGCCCACACCCAUGUUUGGGUCCGCCGCUCCAUCAGCCUCGCCGUUUGCUCAAGCUGGGAAGUCUGCUUUUGACACCACGCCUACUUCGGGAGGGUUUGGGGCAUUUGGCACCGUUGGACCCUCGAAGUUCGGACAGACAGAGUUUGGGUUUGGAGGAGCACAACCUAUCGCGCCUACACAAAGUGCACUAACAUCAGCUUCUGCAGAAGAUAGUAUGGCUGCAGAUGAUACACCCGGCUUUGGUCGACUGUCACUCGGCGGCGGCAACCCUGCCCCUCAGGGUGCUGAUUCAAGGCCCUCCAUUUUUGGGAACACAGCUGCAUCUCAAUCUUCUCCUACAAGUGAUUCAGCGGGAGGUGGAUUCAUCAAACCUGCAACCGGCUUUGGAGCUCUCGGUAACGGAGGCCAGCAAAAGAGUCCGUUCAAUGCGUUCGGUGGUGCGUCGACCACAUCGACAUUUGGAGGUGGUGCCCCAGCAACUACCUCGGCGUUUGGAUCUGCUAUCCCACCUACUUCUGCAUUCGGGAAGAACGGAUUUGGAGUCACACCUGACCCUAGCUUUGGGAAGAGUUCAUUUGGGCAGUCUGGGUUCGGACAAUCCAACUUUGGAACGUCGGCUUUUGGAAAAUCGCCCUUCGGAUCAACCACCAUUACUGCACAAACACCAGCACCUACUUCCGGAGGCUUCGCUGCAUUUGCGACAGGUGCCCCAAAUGCUUUCGGAGCUAUUACUUCCAAUACAGGUUCUCAGAAGCCUGCAUGGGGUAGUGCAACCAAUGCUACGAAACCCGAUGCACCAACGCCUGUCCAGGCAAUUAACGUUCCACGUGAGACGUCUGUGCCGCGGGAGGAAAGCCGGUCUCCUUCCCCUGUCGCGCAGAGGGGUGAAGAGACCGAGUCUGGAUUCAAGAGCUCUGCGCCAGCUCCAACGACAGGUGCCUUCAGUAAUCUGAAGCCAUCUUCGUCUUCGUUCUCGAUGAAACCCUCCUCUGGAUUUGGAUUUGGAGAAACACCGAAAGACUCUCCGUUUUACAGGCCGGCGCCAGCACAGCCACCUGUCUCUGCAUUUGCCCUAGCAUCAAGUUCCCCUUCAACACCAACAAAACCUACUACCGGGGCUCCUGCCUUCGGCCAGUCGUCGAUGCCUGGUGCCGUAACGAAAAGUGCCUUUGGGACCAUGACGCCUAGUUCCCCAGCUCCUACAUUUGGUGCGUCAUCCAUGCCAGGAGGGGCGUUCAAGAGCCCACCCAGCCCACUCCAGUCAGCUUUCUCAACACCUUCAACGGGUGGUUUUAGUGCUUUUGCGUCAGGUGGAGGUGGCGGUUUCAGCGCGUUUGCGGGUGCACCAAAGUCGUUUGGAGAGUUGCUGAAGAGCACUGGUGACAAGGCCAAGGAACCCCCGAAGACAGAAUCUGUCAAUGUAUUUUCCGUACGCAUUGUCGAGCCUGAGACACCCGCUAAAGAGGUUACGAAUGUCAAGGUAGAAGAGCCGCUCACGCCUACUAUGCCGGUUGCAAAGGCGGAGGCUGUCAAGCAAGAGGAAACGCCAACUAGGACAACCACUCCACCGCUUCCUGUGGUUGAGGAGAAAGUGCAGGAGGUGAAAGUCAUAGAUAACAAGGCUUUGCCUCACGAACCUUCCUUGGAGUCCAUCUCUUCUUCAACAGCCUCAUCCUUCGUUGAUGUUUCUGCUGAAGAUGCGACUGAGGGUGAUGCGGACUCGACUGUUGAAGAAUCUGAUGAGGAUGGGGAACUCGAAGACGACACGAAGUCAUUUAUCUCUGAUGAUGAUGAUGAUGAAUCGGAAGAGUCGGAAGAGUCGGAAGGGUCUGAAUUGCCAGACGGGCAGGACGAGCGGGAAGAAGAACGGGAAGAAGAACAGGAGGAGCUGGAGGAACAGUGGGAGGAACAGGAGAAACUACAGGAAGAGCAUGAGGAAGAGAAAAAGCAAGGGGAUACACAUCAAGAAGUGCGGGAAGUGCAGACGCAAGAAGGAGAGCCUGAGUCAACAGUGGUUCCUUCUUCCAUCCCAUCGCCUGCUCCAAGGUCUCGAUCGACCACUCCAAAAGCGGAGUUACCGACCAUUACAUUGUCAACUUCGCCUUCUCCUCCGCCUCGAAAGAUAUCUCCAGUUAGGGACCAGAGUACAACACCACCAGGAUCUCCCGUACCAGAAGCUCAAUGUGCCACACCUCCUGUGGUUUCGCCUCUUCCAAAGCCUCCUGCCUCCUCCCCAUUCGCUAUAACUCCCAGGACGACCGGUACUCGACCGGUCAAAAGUUCACCUCUUGCCAAUGCCCCCCUCACCGGAGACAUGGAAGCUCCCAGUUUCCUACCCCAAGCGAAAUCAGCACCUCCGACUAUGGUACCGCAUCCCGCCUCACCGAGGCCGCAAUUCGGCGCAUGGGUACCCCCAGUGAAGCAAGACGCAGAAUCUGAUUCUUCCCGGCCCAGAACGCCCCCAGUUCUGUUCGGCAAGAGUACAAGCGCGCCGGCCAUCACGGCGCUGCCUAUGCCACCAGCGUUUACACUACCUCCAAAGCCCCUGCUGACUACCACACCACCCGCAGCGUCUAGCAUCUUCGGUGCUCCAGCUCCAACUCAGUCUCAGACUCCAACCCCACCAGUCUUUACGCCCCCUCCAGUAGGUUUCUUUGGUUUUUCGAAGCCGAGCGAGAGUCCCAGCCCCGCGUCUCCCAGCAUCUUCGGCACGCCAGCCAAAACACCGGAAGCGCCUCCUACUCUCACUCCUCCGCCUCCUGGCGUUUUCAGUAGCUUCAAACCACCUGGGGCUGUAUCCGCUGGUCCCAUGUCUUUGUCUCCAGGCCCGCUGCCAUCUGCAGUUCCUUCGAUAUCUCCACCAGCUCCGCCCAUCGAACAAGGCAUGCAGUCUGAGUGCUCGUUCAUGGUCUCACGUCUAACGUGGGAACUCGACAAUCUAAAAACUAUGGCAGCGCGUGCAACACAGCAAGCCGCCGAACUAGGGUCAAAGAAAACACCAGGACAAUCUCAUGUGAAAACAGAUCUUCCAGAUGCAACGAAAUGGGCGCCUGGAGACAUCAAGGAGUAUGGUCAUGUAAUGACUGAAGUCCAGGGUGACAUCAAAGAGAUAAAGGAGCAACGGAAACUUCUUAAACAAUUGCUGAAGGAACUUGAGAGUAGUAUGUUGAAGGCGGGAACAAGAAAGGAGGAAAUCAUCCGAUUUACUCGAGCUCAGACGGACAGUGAGUUUGCGAAGAUGCUCAAGAUUAGAACUCUCGGACCAGAAUAUCUGGAGACUCAGUCGCAACUACGGAGGGAUAUAAGGACGAUGGGGGACCGUGUACAAAAGCUCGAGGACCAUCUGCAAUCCUCUAAAAAGAGGCUUGCUGAACUAAAGGCAGGCAAACCGAGCCUAAAGGCACCGUCUUUGGAUACCGUGAACCGCGCUUUCCGCAACAUUGAUAUCUCGAUCACGCAACAAAGCGGGGAUGUCGCAAAACUCCAGCAGCGAAUGAGCAAGCUGGACAUAUCCUCUAAUGUCUCUGGUCCACGAGACAAACAGCUCUCGGAGUCAAGCGUUAAGAAGCCGUCGGCCGUAAUUCCCCAUGUAGCAGUUACCACGGCUGCUGCAUUGAAUGCUGAACGCUCUGCACAGAAGUUAAAGCGGGCUCUGCUGGCGGUAAGGAAGGAGCCCUUGCUUAACAACAAGGCAGCAUCCAAACCCGCGCCUACGUCAUUCCUAACGCCAAGCAGAGCAGCGGUGAAGCAAGAGCCAACUACACCUACACCUAUUAGUUUCAUUUCCCUUCCUAGCAGCGCCUUGCCUGCGUUCAACACCCCUAUAUUCACGCAGGGCGGGUGGUCGCCAGAAACGUCCAUCAAUUAUGACGAUUCUACGUCUUACACAGCAUCCUCUUCGCGUCGCCCACAGCGAACACCGAGACAUGGGUCUUCAGCUAAAUCGGCGGCUAUGCUGAAGUCGGAGAGUCUCGAAGCUUCUCCAACGCCCGCACCAAAAGCCCCCGCUGCUGUAUUUGACUGGGGACCAUUACCAAUUGUCGCACCAAAAACAACACUGUCUGCUGAUGUUCGGCCCAAAGGUUUCAAGUCGUAG